AUGGAGCCGCGGCCCCGCACCGGGCCCCGCGCCGAACCCCGCGCCGAGGCCUCGGCCGGGACCGGGACCGGGACCGUGUUAGUGCCCGGAGGGCCGGUGCUCAGCCCCUCCGAGCUGUUCGCCGCGCGGUCCCGGGCCCGGGCCCCGAAGCCGCCCCCGCGGGCCCGCGGCCAGAAGGAUUUCGUCCCGGACGGGUCGGAGGCGCAGGCCGAGCGGCUGCGGCGCUGCCGGGACCAGCAGUGGCGCCUCCUGGCCGAGCAGCGGGUGGAGCGUCUGGGCAGUUUGGUGACGGCCGAGUGGAGGCCCGAAGAGGACGUGGUGGAGCUGAAGUCGGCCGCCGGUAAGUUCUGGCAGACCAUGGGCUUCUCGGAGCAGGGCCGUCAGCGGCUGCACCCCGAAGAGGCCCUGUACUUGCUGGAGUGUGGCUCCAUCCAGCUGUUCUACAGGGACCUGCCCCUGUCCAUCCAGGAAGCCUACGAGACCCUGCUGGCCCCGGGGUCAGCAAGUUUCUUGCAGUACCAGGUUUUUAGCCACCUGAAGAGACUGGGCUUCGUGGUGCGGCGAUUCCAGCCCAGCGCCGCCCCGUCCCCCUACAAGAAGCAGCUGAACUUGGGCGGAGGCGGCCGGAGCUCGGAGAAGCAGCGAAACAAGAGGAAGAGGAAGAGGAGCUCCAGCCCUCAGUCAGACGGCAAGAAACCCCAGGCCGUUGGCAUCCUUUGUCCCGAAGUGUCUGGGAUCCCCGCUGGAGUCCCUGAGGAUCCGAUGGCUCCAAGCCCGGAUGGCGCCAGCCCCCGGCAAAGCUGCCCGCAGGCGGAGAAGGGGAAGGGCGGGGACCCCCCGGAGACCUGUGGGGAGGGGCCGGGGGGUCUCUCCCAACCCCGUGAGCCCGAGGGGCCGACGCCCGGGGACCGUGCCGGAGAGGACGCCCGCCCACUGAGCGGGCGCUUCCGGCAGAUCCUCUUCCCGAACGUGGCUCCGGACUGCACCCGCGCCCUCCUGCCGGCCCCCGCCUCGGAGCUGCUGCCCCCGCACGUGGCUGGGCGUGAGGUGGACGUGGGCCCCUGGCGCCAGCGGCUGAACCGGCGGGAGGACAAGGGCUCACGGCGGGAACGGCGGGAGCCGGCCGGCUGCUUCCGGAGCAGCGUCAACGCGGACCCCGAGGUGCGGCGCUGCCCCGGCUGGCGGGACUACAAGGCGCUGCUGCGGCGGAGGCAGCUGCUGCAGGCUGACCACAGCCACCCACCUCAUCUGUGGGAGCAGCCCGUCACCCCUCUUUCGGAGCCAGGACGGGCAACCACCCCAGAGGCCGUCCUCCAGCAGAUCGCCGUGCUGCAGCCCUCUCGCCUCGCUGACGGAGCAGCCUGCCUGGACAACCCGCAGGACCUGGCGAUCAGCUUCGACGUCUACCAGGCGGACGCCGUGGCCAGCUUCCGGAAGAACUCCCCAGGCCAGCCCUACGCUAGGAUGUGUGUCUGCAGCUUUGACGAGGCUCUCCCAGACCUGCGCGCCAUCAAGCAGCUGUCUUACCAGAGCGGGAACGUGCCCCUGGUGUUUGCCGUGGUGGAGCACGGAGACAUCGCCUUCUAUAGCUUCCGGGACUUCAUGCUGCCCACAGACCUGGCCCACUGAUCGGGCAUCCUCCCCGACUCGCCCAGGGCACCGCCCUGGGGGCCCCGCCGAACUGGUUGCCUGUCUCUACCGGGGACCUCGCGCCAAGGACGGCGCGGGAGAGGGUCUGGGCACCUCCUCCGGCCUUCCCCGGGCUCACCGUUUUCCCUGGGACCUUCCUGGGCUCUGCUGCAGUAGUGGACCCUGCACCUCCACCCCUCUACUCUCUGUGCAGUGACCUGAGCCCACCGUUGCCCGGUGGGAGACUUUAACCCCUGCUCGCAAAGGACCUUUCACUAGACAGGUAGCAUGAGGCUGCCUGGCUCCUGUGCUUUCUUGGCGGGGUUUGGAGAGGGCUGCUCUUGGUCGGGAGGAAAUUAAAGCCACGAAACCGUUUUCACA
Messenger RNA from Ornithorhynchus anatinus (platypus), 2010 nucleotides. RefSeq names its product tRNA splicing endonuclease subunit 54 (gene TSEN54). The record is from RefSeq and is a predicted model, not a curated record. Bases 1 to 1629 code for a protein of 542 amino acids. The transcript has 11 exons. Gene Ontology annotation, biological process: tRNA-type intron splice site recognition and cleavage. Lineage: Eukaryota; Metazoa; Chordata; Mammalia; Monotremata; Ornithorhynchidae. Gene Ontology annotation, cellular component: tRNA-intron endonuclease complex.